GCCUCCCGCGGUCUUCCACAGCGCAGCGUUGAUCGCGCGCGGGCGGCGCGCCACUGGAGGGGGCGGAUGGGGCGGUGCCGCAGCAUGAGCGAGAUCCCCGAGGAGUGGCCCUGCGCAGAGAAGCCCGCGUUCGCGAACUGCGGGGCGUACGCCCUGAAGAGCAGGGUGGCCGUGCAGUCGCUCAAAAUCCUUGACAACAUCCAGGAGUACGACCCGCGUGACCCCAAGUACACGAUCGCCGCUACCAGGUGGCAGGUCGCGGAGCUGGAGGCGCGUCACUUGGAGAACCAGGUGGACUCCCUGAACACGAUGCUAGAGUCGAGGGUCAAGGUGGACCCCCACGACAAGGUGCUGGAGGACUACCAGGCGGUGCUGUCGGGCUUCCGGCGCUCCGCCGCGGCGGCGCGCCGGGCGGCGGACAGCCUCGAGGACUGCGCCCUGAGCCCGCGGCCUUCCCCGCGCGUGCAGGCCGUGCACAUCGAGCGCACCCCGCUCUCCGCGUCCCGGAGCGCCCUGGCCUCGGCCCGCUUGUGGUCGCAGGCCGAGCACUCCGAGGUCACCACCCCGACGUUCACGUCCCGCAGCGACCUGUCUUCGGACAGAACAUGGUCGCAGGAGGAAUCGCCGCACGAGGAGGGGACCGCCACGGAGGACUGGCUGUGA
This is a messenger RNA of Prorocentrum cordatum, 663 nucleotides long. The record is from the annotation of a GenBank genome assembly. NCBI's taxonomy places the organism in Eukaryota, Dinophyceae, Prorocentrales, Prorocentraceae.